ACAGUAUCACGCUCUGUGCUUCUGUUGAAUGAGUAAAUGCCUAUGGCUGGACGGUCCAAAGGAAAGGCUACAUCGUGUUCUCAGCUAGUUAAGCUCCUUAAUGCAAUCUUUAAAAAAUUUUCCUGGAUAUUCCAGUGAUGUGAUUUUGGCUGCAAGAAGUAUGAGCUGUUAUGUAGCAGUUGCAUGUGAAGAGAAGACAGAGUGCAAGUCAUUGUCAGAGGAUCCUGUCCUGAGCUGGGCCUGAAGAUUUCAUCCAUCUGACUGGUACAUAAACAAAAUCCAGAAGUGAAAAAGGAAAGUCCCUCUGCCACAAUGAGCUCUGAACAUGAAGAAGUUGAUGUUGCAAAAACUGUUGUCAAUGGGCUGAGCAGCAAUGGACAAGAAAAAGCUGUUGACGUCCCUUUAUGUACAAGCUCUAUUUCUGCUGUUAAAAUAAUCCCUGUGAAGAAAGUGAAAAGUUCUCCUCACCUAGUGCUGCCUACAGAAAUGGAUCCCACAAAAGUCUGCAGUGGAAAAGGAGCUGUAACCCUCCGGGCAACUCCAACCUAUGAAGGGAAUCGGAAUAUCACUUCACCAUCUCCUCAGGACGUUGAGCAACCUGAAAGUCUGGAGCCAGAAAACUCAGAAACAGAUGAUUGGAGGUCGUCGUCUAACACCGAUGCCAAUGGGGAUGCCCAGCCAUCUUCUCUGGCUGCCAAGGGUUAUAGGAGUGUGCGUCCGAACCUUUCUUCAGACAGCAAGCCACAGGCCCUUGCUCCUCCCCGUCCUCCUCUUCCCAAAGAGGAAAGCUUUGCAUGGCGUCCUCGCACUGACACUAAAGUGACCAACCUGUUGCCAGUGCCCAUCAUGGACUGUGUGUACCUGAAUGCACCCAAGCCUUAUACGCAGCGUGUGUCACCAAACACCAGUGCACGCUGUUAUUCAUCAUCACCUACCCCCUAUGGGGCUGUCCCCAGCGGGAAGCAAGGCUUGCCAGCAGGGCGUUCUCCCUCUUCAGGCCCCAAAGAUGAGGUGCAUGCUGGGCAGCCACUCUGGGGAAGUCACUCCUCAUCRGGUGCAUCGUCCAUACAACGCAACCCUGACAGGGCAGAUCCCAGUAGUAAGGCUGGAAUGAAUUCCAGUCAUGAGACGAAGGCGGAUAAAAAGGUCACCAARCUAUAUGUGGCUUGUUUAUCUAACAGCACUUGCUCAGGCGCAUCUCAAAAUUCCACUGGCACCACACAUGACCCAGCAGCCAGCACCAGUUUGGGCGCUGAGCUCACUCAGGCACCAGCCACCAACAUUGUUUCCUCUGUAACAGACACUGAAAAGUCUCUUCCUGCUGCUCCUCCUCCUCCUAUUCCUCCCAGGCCGUACUAUUACAUUGUCCUCAGCAAAGACGCAGUUAGUUAUGGUGCGGGCCAGCCCUCCCGGACUCAGUCAUCACCUCCGCAAGCUGUGAGGGACAGAGUGCUAGAGCCCCAGAGCACAACUGCCACAGAGGACAGGAUGAGAAAAGAGCCUUACCUUACUCAGCAGCGACAGCCACCAUACAAGGCAAUGGGACGUGGCAUGGAUGCCACUGCCACCACCUCAGCUCAGCCUGGAGUUAUAGUAGUCCCCCUCCUCCAGGUUAAUCCAGACAGACAACAAGAAGGCAGCUCCAGCACUCCACCACCGCCUCUGGUUCCUUUCGGGCAAGGCUCCGUAUUCCCUGAGAUUGUUUCUCCUGCCUCACCCUUGACUUUUCCAACUCUAGACGAUUUUAUUCCCCCACAUCUCCAGAGGGGCUCCCACCAUAACCAAGCACCCUCUACAUCUGGCACAUUACCCUCUGUUUAUCCGAAACUGCCAUUCUUCUCAUCACCACCUUCACUUGUCCCUCCAGUCACGGGGGCUUUGCACAGGGGUUUGAAGCCUGAAAUCACUGGAGUCAUCUCACAUACAGACCCAGGUCCUGUGCUAAAUGAAGUGCCCCAGCCUGGCACUGACUCCAUCACUUCCAUCAGCAAGUCUGCCUCUGCCUAUCCUUCUACCACAAUUGUCAAUCCCACUAUUGUCCUCUUGCAGCACAAUCGAGAACAGCAAAAAAGGCUUAGUAGCCUGGCAGAUUCAGUGCCAGACAGAUUAGUUUCGGAUAAAGUUGAUUCAGCACUGCUACGGGACAAGCCAGUUCAGGAGCCAGUGCCAAGUGAGAAGAGAGCAGUGGAAGAAAAGAGAAGCACCAUCAGGAGCCCUCACUACAUGGCUGAUACCUCUGUUGAUGAUAUUGGGAUUCCACUGAGGAAUACAGACAGAUCGAAGGACUGGUACAAGACRAUGUUCAAACAGAUCCACAAACUAAACAGAGAAGACAAUCCUUACUCUCCUACAUACCAGUUUCCUGCGUCCACUCCUAGUCCUAUCUCUGAAGAUGAAGAUUCUGAUUCAUACUCUCCUCGUUAUUCCUAUUCUGAGGACAGCAGAACCCAGCUUUCUGUUCCCCGCUCCAAGAGUGAGAUGGACAAUAUUGAUUCAGAGAAGGUUGUGAAGAGGUCUGCCACUUUGCCACUGCCAAACCGUACUUCAUCACUGAAAUCCAGCCCAGAAAGGACUGACUGGGAGCCUCCAGACAAGAAAGUAGACACCAGAAAAUAUCGUGCAGAACCCAGGAGCAUUUAUGACUAUCAGCCAGGAAAGUCCUCCGUUCUGAACAACGAAAAGAUGACUCGGGAUAUAAGCCCAGAAGAGAUAGAUUUAAAGAAUGAACCUUGGUAUAAAUUCUUUUCGGAAUUGGAGUUUGGGAAACCGCCUCCAAAAAAGAUUUGGGAUUAUACUCCUGGAGAUUGCUCUAUCCUUACUAGAGAGGAUAGAAAGAGUGAUCUAGAAAAAGACCUCUACCUCUACCAGACUGAGUUAGAGGCAGAUUUAGAAAAAAUGGAGAAGCUUUAUAAAGCGCCACAUAAAAAGCCACAGAAGAAUACAGCAGGUGGUACUCCUCUGGAAACUUCCACAGACCAUUCUUCCUACUAUUCACCCAAUUACCAUGCAGUGAAGAGGGAGUCAGAGCAAGCUCUGGGGGAUCCUGCUGCCUUGGAGAAUGAAAGGCAGAUUUACAAGAGUGUGCUGGAAGGUGGAGAUAUCCCAUUCCAGGGGCUGAGUGGUCUCAAGCGACCUUCRAGUUCUGCAUCCACAAAAGUAGAUUCAGAAUCACCAAGGCAUUUUGCACCAGUUGAUUACAUGGAAACUCCAGAAGAAAUUAUCCGCAGGCGACAYGAUGAUAAAGAGAAACUUUUAGAGGACCAGAGACGGCUUAAACGUGAGCAAGAAGAAGCUGAUAUUGCCGCUAGAAGGCACACAGGGGUUAUUCCAACGCACCAUCAGUUUAUCACUAAUGAGCGAUUUGGGGACCUCCUAAAUAUAGACGAUACAGCAAAGAGGAAAUCUGGGUCAGAGAUGAGACCUGCUAGAGCCAAGUUUGACUUUAAAGCACAGACACUAAAGGAACUUCCUCUGCAAAAAGGAGAUAUUGUUUACAUUUACAAGCAGAUUGACCAGAACUGGUUCGAAGGUGAACACCAUGGCAGAGUUGGCAUCUUCCCACGAUCAUACAUAGAGCUCCUUCCACCAGCUGAGAAGGCUCAGCCCAAAAAGCCAUUACCAUUGCAAGUAUUGGAAUAUGGAGAUGCUAUUGCUAAGUUCAACUUCAAUGGGGAUACCCAAGUGGAAAUGUCCUUCAGAAAGGGGGAAAGGAUCACGUUGAUUCGCCGAGUGGAUGAGAACUGGUAUGAAGGAAGAAUCUCUGGCACCAGUCGCCAAGGCAUCUUCCCCGUCACUUAUGUGGAGGUGCUCAAGAGGCCRGUGGUCAAGAAUGCCAUUGACUACCCUGACCCACCAGUGUCYCUCUCCCCCAGCCGCAGCAUGACAGCUUCACCACAGCCUUCCCACCAUUCAUUGAGAGCUGGACCAGAUCUCACAGAGUCUGAAAAGAGCUAUGUGCAACCUCAAGCACAGCAGCAAGGAGCCAGCCCUGAGCGAAGUCAAACACCACGAGACAUAGUUAGCUACCAAGCCCUCUAUAGCUACACUCCUCAGAAUGAUGAUGAGCUGGAACUGAGGGAUGGUGACAUUGUCGAUGUCAUGGAGAAAUGUGAUGAUGGCUGGUUUGUGGGUACAUCGAGGAGAACAAGGCAAUUUGGCACCUUCCCAGGCAACUACGUGAAGCUUCUGUACCUGUAAAAUAUCAGUGAUCUCACCAUGACAAUGAUGGGAUUCCUUUCCAGAUGGUGUUUUUAAACAGUGAAGAAACAGACCAUUUAUGAAUGUAAUAGACAAGAGAUGAGAAGUGUUAGGAGGAUGUGGUUAUGUGGUACACUAUUGAGUUGAAUGUGUAGCCCUGCUUUCAUGGAGUCAGGGUGUGAUUUGUUUGCUGAAGAAGAGACAGUUUCUAGUUUACAGUGCUGCCUUUGUGUAUUCCUCUCCCUUCCCCAGCAAGAGUUUUGAUGAUAAUCUUAAUUUGUACGGAGUACUUACCUUUGAGAAGGCUUCAGGGAAGCACAUGGUAUAGGUUUUGUUUGUGUCUUGAGACAGGAUAGAGCUUUGGGGCAGUACUCAGCCACAGCUGCUCAUGUUCGUUGGCAUGGUUCAGSAGGCCAGGCUUUCUGCCCAGUUUCUGAUUUGCUGAAGACUCASUUUACUCUGCCUUCCAGUUCCAUAGAAAACCCUUCCUUCAUGUCGUGCAUCUUAAGGCCCAGCAGAGGCAGAGGACAGCUGAUACAAUUAAACUGCAGAGCUCUGUGUGGAAAAGAAGUUUGGGACUGGUGGYUUAAUCCAGAAAGGUCAGCCAAAGCAGAAUGCAAAUGCGCAAAAAUCCCAAACCCUUUAAUAACAUAUUACUGAUCUCUGCAGKGUUUUUCUUUUGUGCAGGGUGUGUGUGUGUGAGUGUAUUGUGUGCAUCAAAACGAACUGAGUCCUGUUUUUCUAAAGAGAAAUCAGCCUGGUUUUGACAUAUAUCUGCACAAAGAAUAGAACCAAUAAAUAGAACAUCCAUGAGGGCAAAUCUUGUUUAUGAGUCCUACAGCUGUUCACUUUCUCUGCUCCUCCUGCCCUGUUGCUGGCCCUAAAGGGCCACACACCUUGUGCAUGAUAUGCUUUGGGAUGAAGACUUUACCUCUUUCCCAGCAUUAAAUCUUAGAGGCUCUGAUAAAUCUGAGCAAUGUAUCACUGAGGGUGCCUUUUUUUUUCAUUUUGGUUACAGUAUUGAUGGUAGGUCUCAAAUAAAUACAACCAUUUUGGCUGCCUCUUAGUMAUACAAAAGACGUCUAUUCAAUUUGGAAAGCUGUUCCCAGCAGUAAUUACUAGUUACAGAGAUUUGUAUUUCCUUGAGAGAAAAGAAAACCCCAUGGCUUGGCUGUAUGUUUGCCUGUAAAUCCACUAUGAGUACUCUUUUGAUAGACUUUUUGUUAUUAAGAAAAAGCAUAAACAAAACCGGUUCUAUCAGAUUCUGCUUCCUACAAUUACCGUACAAAUAGCAAAGGGUUAGAUUGCUAUUUUGUCAUAAGCCGUAUUUAAUAAUAUAAAAUGCCUAUUUUUAUGCUGAUGCUUUUAUACAGAUUUAUUAAGAGUAAACUACAACUAACUGUUAGCACGACUUGCAAUGUUUUGAUAAACUAGCCAUGCUCCUGGGUUUGAAAUCAAGUAGGCUUGUCUUCCGUCUUGGUCAGCGGAAGAGAAGACUCUGUGUCUCAGAAGUUUGACUGUAAAUAUGUAUAUUUAACUUUGUACAGACAAUGUACUUACCUUGUAUAGAGAAAUAAUUUAAACACAUUGAGUGAAGGGAGGGAAAAAAGGCAGUUGUGAAAGGUUGGGAUUUUUUCCACUUUUAUUUAAGUGAUGGAAUUCCAUGUAUGUUCACAUAAAGAGUUUUAGCACAAAAUAUUCAUUAUGAAAGGGUUUCAGAUAUGACACARAACACCACUGUUUAUUUUCUGCAGGAGAUAUCUUGAAUCCUACAUCUUAUUUAUGGGUUUGUUGUUCUGCUUUGGGUUUGCCCUCCAGUAAUUUGCAACAAUGUUUAGGCCUGUUGCUAAGGAUAACACCAAAUAAAUCUAUCCAGCAAAGUAACAUGUUGAUAUUGAUUGUAUAUAACAUACUCAUUUAAAGGGUAGUUUUCUGUUCUUGCUCUUGCCAGUUUAAGUUAAACACAAACACACACACACACACACACACACAGAGCACACGUAUCCACACAAACCGCAACUUAUUUUUGUGUUGAUUUUUUGUUUCUUAUUGCAGUGGAUUACUAUUUGACAAUUAAUAAAUGGAAUUAUUGAAUUACUAUUGUGUUCCUUGUAAAAAUUAUUAAAUAAAAUCUACUCUG
This is a messenger RNA of Malurus melanocephalus (red-backed fairy wren), 6337 nucleotides long. RefSeq names its product sorbin and SH3 domain containing 1 (gene SORBS1). Gene Ontology annotation, molecular function: protein binding. The coding region runs from base 313 to 4197 and encodes 1294 amino acids. NCBI's taxonomy places the organism in Eukaryota, Metazoa, Chordata, Aves, Passeriformes, Maluridae. Gene Ontology annotation, biological process: cell-substrate adhesion. The record is from RefSeq and is a predicted model, not a curated record. The transcript has 33 exons. Gene Ontology annotation, cellular component: nucleus; cell-substrate junction; cytoplasm.